Messenger RNA from Camelina sativa (false flax), 1291 nucleotides. RefSeq names its product DNA-3-methyladenine glycosylase 1. Gene Ontology annotation, biological process: DNA alkylation repair; base-excision repair, AP site formation; base-excision repair. Gene Ontology annotation, cellular component: protein-DNA complex; nucleus. NCBI's taxonomy places the organism in Eukaryota, Viridiplantae, Streptophyta, Magnoliopsida, Brassicales, Brassicaceae. The record is from RefSeq and is a predicted model, not a curated record. Gene Ontology annotation, molecular function: alkylated DNA binding; DNA-3-methyladenine glycosylase activity; DNA-7-methylguanine glycosylase activity.
GAUCGCUUAAAGGCCCAAUUUAGUAUACUUGUCUGGCUUAACGCGACAGAAGAAUUCUGCAGUUUUUAUAACUUAUCAACUCCGCCGUCGCCAUGUCUCUCCGUAAAACCCUAACCGCCGUGAAUAAACCGGGUUCUUCAAUCUCCGCCGGUAAUCUUACUAAUGUUUCAGAGGUCACUGGUUCUUCUUCUAAAAUCACGUUUCGACCUCGUAAAUUAAGGAAAGUAUCGUCAGAUCCGAUCAUCGUCAUCACCGCGUCGUCUCCUUCUCUAUCAACCAAAUCAGCGGUUGAUCUCGCUCUCCUUCACUUAAAAAGCUCCGACGAACUCCUCGGAGCGUUAAUCACAACGCACAACGAUCCUCCAGUGUUCGAAUCAGCCAAUCCUCCGUUCCUCUCCUUAGCGAGAUCCAUCAUCUACCAACAGCUCGCGACGAAAGCAGCCAAGUGUAUCUACGAUAGGUUCAUCUCUCUGUUCGACGGCGGUGAAUCAGGUGUUCUCCCUGAGUCGUUGAUCUCGCUCUCCGCCGUUGAUCUCCGUAAGAUCGGUGUCUCCGGGAGAAAAGCGAGUUACCUCCACGAUCUAGCUGAUAAGUACAAGAGCGGUGUGCUCUCCGAUGAAUUGAUUUUGAAAAUGAGUGAUGAAGAGUUGAUUGAUCGGUUAACUUUGGUUAAAGGGAUUGGAGUUUGGACCGUUCAUAUGUUUAUGAUCUUCUCGUUGCAUAGACCUGAUGUUUUGCCUGUGGGUGAUCUUGGUGUGAGGAAAGGUGUUAAAGAUCUUUAUGGGUUGAGAGAUCUUCCUGGUCCUUUGCAGAUGCAGCAGCUUUGUGAGAAAUGGCGUCCUUAUAGGUCCGUUGGUUCGUGGUACAUGUGGAGACUCAUCGAGGCUCGUAAGACCAAAUUGUCCAAAUAGCACCCUAAUUGCUAGCAACAGUCCUAGUAACAUGACUGAUCUUCUCUCAGUGAAGCUUCGAUAUCGUUCGUUGUAGUACGAUUUGUUGCAAUCAAUCAUUUCAGUAAUGAUUACUGAAGACCCUGUUGUUCUUGGUCGGCUCGGACAGAUACACUCUGAUUCUGUGACGAAUAAGCUAUUCCACUCCCAUCACUUCUCUUCCAAGUUUCACUGGCUAGUAAUCUGAGUUUUCUUUUUUCUUUUGUAUAUUUGAGCACGUAAAGAGAAAACUUUUUUUUUGUAUCCUAACCGUGUUCCACAGAUCUAGUUAUAAUUCUGUGAUUGUUGUAACUUGUAAACAUGUAUUAUAUGUGGUUUUCAUUUUGCUUUGAUUUGUUGUA